CAACACACCACCCACAUAGAAAAUCAUAUUCUUUUCCAUUGCUUUUGCUCCUUUCUAUCUUCGAAGUUUCACUGCAUAUCAUUGGAUCACAUCUGCAUUCCUUAAUAAUCAGUUUAGCAGAGGAUAGCUACGGGAAGUUACGGGGGCUCUACGCACCAUCCAAUAAAGGGAGAGCGUGAAUUUCUUUCCACCCGCUCUCCCGAAUCCCUCGCCGUACCGGACAAAUUCUUUGACCCGGACCGGACGCCAUCAUUCAUCAUAGUUUGACUAUCCGCUUUGAGGUCAUUAAUCCUCUUGUAGGUUAAGUGUGGUUCCAGGAAUAACCGCACCCCCGCUUUUCCGCAGCCACUCUCGCGACUCGAGAAUCUCGCAACGCCGGAAGAGACUGUAUGACAUUCUCCGCCAUGAUACAACUAGACUAACCGCUCCACAGAACACUCUCCCAUCACCGUUUGCCCCACCAAAUGAUUCGCACAGCGUAUGUUGUCCCAUAUUACACAAGGUGCUAUGAAUUGUCCCAUCAAAGCUGAUACUCCAUAGAAAACCCCGGAACGCCCGCUCGAAGCGGGCUCUUGAAGCUCGUGAGCCCAAACUAGUCGAAAGCCAAAAGUACACUCUUUUCCUUUCGGGAACAAGUACCAGCGACCUCACGCGCUCCGCAAUGACCGACAUUGUACACUCUCCACACCCUCCAUUGGCUCCCGAGAUAUGCUAAUUACGCUACUCGCCCACCCAGCACUCCCUCAAAAAGCCCCAUGCAGUAAAAUUCACAAAAAAGAAUAGCAUCCACCCAUUCGAAGACGCGACACCUCUUGAAUUCUUCUCCUCAAAAAAUGACACUUCAUUCCUAGUCUUCGCCUCGCACUCCAAGAAGCGCCCGCACAACCUAACCUUCGCCCGCACCUUCGAUCACCGAAUCCUAGACAUGCUAGAACUCGGCAUAGACGCGCGCACCUUCCGCCCGCUAACAUUUUUCAAAACCCCAAAGCCUGGAAUCGGAAUGAAGCCGCUACUAUCCUUCUCUGGGGCAAUCUUCGAUUCGGUACCGAAUUAUCGGCUCUUCAAGAACAUGUUCCUGGACUUCUUCCGUGGGGAGACGGUUAAUUCUAUCAAUGUUGAGGGACUGCGAUACAUGAUACACUUUUCCGCGUCCGAGUCUACCGAGCAGAACCCGACACCUGCUAUUCAUAUGCGUGUGCACUUGAUCAAAACUUUGAAGAGCGGGCAGAAGUUGCCGAGGGUUGAGGUUGAGGAGAUGGGGCCCAGGAUGGACUUUAAAGUUGGACGGGUGCAGGAAACGGAUGAGGCGAUGAUGAAGGAAGCGCUGAAGAAGCCUAGGGCUUUGGAAGUAUGUUUCUAGAUCCGCUCUUGCUGCGCAUUCUUGGUGCUGAUAAUCCGUAGGCUCGAUCCAAGAAGAAUAUUGAAACGGACAUCAUCGGUGACAAAAUUGGCCGUAUACACACUGGCAAGCAGGACUUCAGCAAGAUGCAGUCGAGGAAGAUGAAGGGAUUGAAGCGAAGACCUACUGAUGGUGCUGACGAGGAGGCGACACUGGUUGACGAGGAUGAGCAUGAUGGUGCGAAGAAGGCACGUCUUGCUUAAUGGCACUGUAUGCGCUGUAUAAAUUCCUAUUGUCAUUCAAAAGUCUAUUUCCGGGCCCCGGCACUCAUUUAUCACCCCAGUGGGUGACUUCAGGUGAUUGUGGCUUUUGCGGGCCAGGGCGCUUCAUAAGAUAAUACUCGGUGGCUUUGAACUGCUGUAUCCCCAGCCUCGCUGCAGCCUGUGACACAAAGCAGGCCGAUCUACAAUUCUUUUCAUAUACCCCCACCCCUAUUCAAUUGCCUCGGGAAACCUUCACGGAGCAAUAGCAGUCUAUGGAGAGCGAUUAUGGGCUUUCUUUGCAAAUCGUAGACCACGCAAUUAGCCGCUAUAAACCCCCUAAAUUCCUCAAAGCUAGAGGUUUCUGCGGCAAAAACCCUCAUGGAUACCCCCAACCAACUAAGUGCACUAACUACCACUAGAAUGUCCCCCCCAUUUUUCCUCUUAUUUCAAUUACAUCUACCCAGGCCUAUACCACCAAUGUAAACCUUGAAAUCAUGUAAUGCAAAUGCGCCUCGCAGAGAAAAGGAGGAGUAGGAACAGCUAGAAUAUCAAAUACAACCGCCCAAUUCCCCACAAAACACGAGUGCGAAUGAAAAAAAAAAAGCUCAAGAGCUCCAUUUCCCCACGAGUUUUCACAACCCCUACUAACCUCUCCCCCUCGUCUUCGUUUCCCUAGACCACCCACCCGUCCUACCGAAUAAACCUCACACCCCACAACGAACAAGGGAGGGAAAGAGCAGAAAGUGGAAAAAGAAAAUAAAGAAAGGAGAAAAAGAAGAAAAAGCAAAGGUUCUCCCCCGCUUACAGAUCAAAAGGCCUCAAAUGACAGCUUCCCUGUCCACCGUAUACCGAGCAAGGCGCGUAUUCGUCAUCAUCGAGAAAACUCGAAUCCACGCCACCAUAAUAGUCAUUGAAAAAGUCCGACGUUCUAAACACAGGGUCCUGCGUCUUUUGUCCGCCAGCCGCAGAGAGCAAGGAGUGCGCCGAGCAAUCCUCUGCCAAAGCCACAGUGGCCUGCCGCGACUGCUCUUGCUGCAUUUCGUCCAUAAUCUGGGCCUGAAUCAUGCGAGCUUCUGCCUCCUGCUGCUCGCGCUGGCGGAGAAGCUGGUUGUGGGUCUCCAGCGCCUGGUUGUACAUGUUACUAUCGAUAAUUCCAUGCGCACGAGCUAUUUCUAGAUCGUUUGUAGAGGUCUCUGAGCCCAGGUUUGAGCUCAAAAGGUACUGAAUGUAAGACCGUUCCCGGUCCGCGGUGGCUGAGCUCCGUGCUGCCGACUCCCGGGGAUCCUCCACAGCGGGCUCUCUAAAAGCGGUUGGUUGGAUGUAGUGCUGGGAGACGGAGAAAUUAAUACCGGUUGGUGACGCCCCGGGGGGAGUGGGAGGGAGCGUGGUUGGGGCAUUGUCCAGAAGAGAAAGGUUGCGGGAGAACAGGUUGGCGAGCUCAUCCCCGGCCGUCCAUGUUUGGUCUGGUUUUGAAGGGGGAGUCGCGGGAACUAGAUUCGAAGUCGCGGCGCACUGCGAUUAAGAUGUGUCAGCAAAAGAGCCUCCAGGAAUCAAACACUCAGGGCUAGGAGGAGGGGUUACCUGGGAACAGUAAGGGAUUUCGUCAUAGUCCAUGCGAGGAAAUUGGUCCACGUUAUUGCAGUUCAGGCAACGGACAGCGAUGAAUGUCAACAUAUUUGCUGAUUAAUGGUUUGGUACUUUAUGGAAUGGGCAGGUUUGGGUAUGCUAUUACUGCUUCUGGGGGUGAAAUGUAGGAAAUUAGGACAAGAACUCUGGUGGUGUUUAUAUAGCUUGAAGCGGACCGGGUAUCUAUUUCAAAGAUCUAGACACAAGCUAGUACACGAGAACCAAGAAAGAAAUGGAAUACCAGAGAGGAUAGUUUUGUAUUUUCAAGAGUGGAAUACCAGAGAGGAUAGUUUUGUAUUUUCAAGAGUAGAAUUUCCGAGUAAUGGCGGGGCAGUUGGCUGAGUGAGGAAGUGGGGCUUGGUAUGGGGAGUAAGCACCUAUUGUUGGGUUCAGGAUGGAGAGGGGGAGUUGGCCGGGUGGCGGGAAUAAUACAGAGAAUGGUCGACGCCGGAAUUGGAAGAACACACGGUGAGUAGAAACAGUCAGCAAAGGGACGGAAGGAGCAAGGUUAUGCGGAUGAUGGCAAGCACUAGGAAGAUAUAGGAUUGCGAAGAGCGCGGUGAUGCAGGGGCGGAGAAGUGUGGAGUGU
Messenger RNA from Tuber aestivum (summer truffle), 3817 nucleotides. Lineage: Eukaryota; Fungi; Ascomycota; Pezizomycetes; Pezizales; Tuberaceae. The record is from the annotation of a GenBank genome assembly.